Molecule: messenger RNA, 459 nt
Organism: Mycotypha africana
Lineage: Eukaryota; Fungi; Mucoromycota; Mucoromycetes; Mucorales; Mycotyphaceae
Exons: 3
Coding region: 130-375 (81 amino acids)
Biological process (GO): positive regulation of ATP-dependent activity
Molecular function (GO): ferrous iron binding; ATPase activator activity
Source: RefSeq, a predicted model, not a curated record
GUUUUCAACAGCUAAUUAUGAAGCAUCAUCCUGACAAACGCACAGGCAAAAUUGACGAUGACGAUCGAGCACAUAGAAUAUUGAAAGCUUGGGAGGUAUUAAGAGAUCCUGAAAGCCGCAAGAAAUACGAUGUUGAACUCCAAAGUAGAUCAGCGAAAUAAAAAGGUUUUAGCGAUCAGUGCCGACGUUGAUUUGGAUGAUAUGGCGUACGAUGAAGAAGACGGUUCUUAUUCAUUUCUUUGUCGAUGUUCCGGGUAUUAUUUCAUCACUGAAGAAAUGCUAGAAAAGGGCGUUGACAUUGUUGGUUGCAAUAACUGUUCAUUAAGGAUACGGGUUCUAUACGAUGUUGUUGAGGACGAAGAGGACGAUGAAUAGUAUAAUUAUGUAUAAUUCCUGUAUGUAGACCUCACAGACCCAGUUUAACUUUCAACAGUCAUAGUCAUGAAUUUUAGAGUUAUU